Mirounga angustirostris (Northern elephant seal) is the source of this 486-nucleotide messenger RNA. RefSeq names its product alpha hemoglobin stabilizing protein (gene AHSP). Gene Ontology annotation, cellular component: cytoplasm. The coding region runs from base 58 to 336 and encodes 92 amino acids. The transcript has 3 exons. Gene Ontology annotation, molecular function: hemoglobin binding. Gene Ontology annotation, biological process: erythrocyte differentiation; protein stabilization; protein folding. The record is from RefSeq and is a predicted model, not a curated record. NCBI's taxonomy places the organism in Eukaryota, Metazoa, Chordata, Mammalia, Carnivora, Phocidae.
UACAUACCCUGGAAAGUGUGGGUGAGACAUACAUAGCACUGUUAGACCUGCAGGCAGAUGGCUCUUCUUCAGGCCAAUAAGGAUCUCAUUUCUACAGGAAUGAAGGAAUUUAAUGUUCUGCUGAAUCAGCAGGUCUUCCCUAAUCCUCCCAUCCCUGAAGAAGCCAUGGUGACUAUGGUGGAUGACUGGGUGGACUUCUACAUCAACUAUUACAGGAAGCAGGUGGUGGGGGAGCAGCAAGAGCAGGAGAGGGCUCUACAGGAACUUCAGCAAGAGCUAAAUAUUCUGUCUGCCCCUUUCCUGGCUAAGUAUAAGGCAUUCCUGAAGACCUUUUGAGCACCUAAAUCACCCACAGCCUUUUUCCUAGCCCAAAUACCCAGGCCUGCAUUAAAUCCUGCCUCUGUGUUAUUCAAGUGCUCAGGCUCUGCUCCUUCAUGGUAUUACUCUACCCUGACACCUCAAUAAAGUCCAAAUUGGUUUGCUGGU